Molecule: messenger RNA, 1378 nt
Organism: Clunio marinus
Lineage: Eukaryota; Metazoa; Arthropoda; Insecta; Diptera; Chironomidae
Source: the annotation of a GenBank genome assembly
ACAUUUGCGUCUCACUGGGACUUGUACGAUGUUCUAUGCAUUUUUUCCUUCUAUUUACUACUAUGAAAAAUUACCAACCACAUCGUAAUGUUUCUUAAACAGAAUUUCCUUUUGAAAUAUGGUCUACACGUCACUCUCGAAAUCUAUUGGUCUCAUUGGAUCGGCGGUGUUGGCCUUCCGUUUAAUCUCCAAUUCGAGCGUAAUGGCAGCAGCAAAUCAAGGUGAUCCCAGCACAGCGAAGUCAGUUUAUGAGUUUACAGUCAAUGAUAUUAAAGGCCAACCAGUCAACUUGGAUAAAUAUCGUGGACAUGUCUUAAUCAUUGUUAAUGUGGCUUCAAAGUGUGGCUACACAGCAAAACAUUACGCUGAGUUGAAUGAGCUUUACGAUCAAUAUGCUGAGUCAAAGGGUUUACGUAUUCUUGCUUUUCCUUGUGAUCAAUUUGGCAAUCAAGAGCCAGGCAAUGCUGAAGAGAUUCAAUGCUUCGUUCGUGAUCGAAAAGUUCAAUUUGACUUGUUUGAGAAGAUCGAUGUGAAUGGAAAGACUGCGCAUCCAUUGUGGCAAUUUUUGAAGAAGGAACAAGGUGGAACAUUAUUCGAUGCCAUCAAGUGGAACUUUACAAAGUUCAUCGUUGAUAAGAACGGGAAACCAGUUGAACGUUUGCGUAUUCUUGCUUUUCCUUGCAAUCAAUUUGGUUAUCAAGAGCCAGGCAAUGCUGAAGAGAUUCAAUGCUUCGCUCGUGAUCGAAAAGUUCAAUUUGACUUGUUUGAGAAGAUCGAUGUGAAUGGAAAAACUGCGCAUCCAUUGUGGCAAUUUUUGAAGAAGGAACAAGGUGGAACAUUAUUCGAUGCCAUCAAGUGGAACUUUACAAAGUUCAUCGUUGAUAAGAACGGGAAACCAGUUGAACGUCAUUCACCCAACACAUCGCCCAAGGAAAUGUUGAAGGAGUUGGAAAAAUAUUUCGACGCUAAAGUCGAAUUGAAAAAUCGAUGGACAAACAUUUAUGCACUCACUCGACUUAUACGUUCCCACACGCUCAGUACGCAACCAUCAGGUUUACGUAUUCUUGCUUUUCCUUGUGAUCAAUUUGGCAAUCAAGAGCCAGGCAAUGCUGAAGAGAUUCAAUGCUUCGUUCGUGAUCGAAAAGUUCAAUUUGACUUGUUUGAGAAGAUCGAUGUGAAUGGAAAGACUGCGCAUCCAUUGUGGCAAUUUUUGAAGAAGGAACAAGGUGGAACAUUAUUCGAUGCCAUCAAGUGGAACUUUACAAAGUUCAUCGUUGAUAAGAACGGGAAACCAGUUGAACGUCAUUCACCCAACACAUCGCCCAAGGAAAUGUUGAAGAAUUUGGAAAAAUAUUUCGAUGCUAAAGUCGAAUUAUAA